CAUUUUUUGAAGGAUAAGAGGGAUAAGAAAUCCAUCCACUGGCUGACUGGCUCCGAUACAGGUAAGUAACGAACACGGCCAUGCUAUCUCCGCCAAGACCUUUGAAUGCUAUCCCAGCUUCAAUUUCCCUGGCAUCAUCCCAACGCCAACAUGUUCAAUUCCUCACGCUUGGUCCCAUUAAAAGCAGCAGCGACGACAUCAACGGUGAAACCGGCAGCAACGAACCAAAUGCGUCAACACCAAUUCAGCAGCCCAUAAAGCCUCCAGACACGGUGGAGAUUCGGUUCCGAAGGGGUUCAAGAAGAAGAAGAAGAAAUCAACAGCAGGACGGCGCGUCCAUGAAAGCAGAGACAGCAGCUCAUCCCAAGGACUGGGAAUCCAUGACUCUGACCGAGAAGGUUGUAGAGCUCUAUAUGGGGGAGAAAGCAGGUCUUCCUCCACUGAAGGAAGAGAGGAGUGGGGGUUGUAGUAGGAAGAUGACAUAUCAUAGCACAAGAAGCAGUUUAGUACUGGAAGUAUGCUUCUCUAGGUAUGGGGGUCAAACACCAAAGAAAAGAUUAAGAGCCAAGAUACAAUAUGCUUAAUGCUCCAUACAAGAAUCUGUUUAUUGUUCAGAAAAAUGUUUGAUUCAUAGAGAAAGGCUACAACUGGUUCUGUUUUACAAAUUUAAAUCUGAUUCUCCAAGUCAGAAGACAGAUGAGCACAGAAGGUAGCUUGACCAAUACUUACUUUCAUUUUGGAAUCUUUGACUGUUCAAAGAAAGGCAGGACAGAACAAUGAAAGGUAAUGACAUAAUAGUGAGGAACAAGAGAAACUUAAGCAUAUAUAACCACAUCCCAGAUGAAUAUAACACAUCCAGGAAAAAAAAAAUCCUUUGCCAACUUCCACGUAAUAUGAAC
Coffea eugenioides is the source of this 899-nucleotide messenger RNA. RefSeq lists its product as uncharacterized. The transcript is spliced from 3 exons. The record is from RefSeq and is a predicted model, not a curated record. Lineage: Eukaryota; Viridiplantae; Streptophyta; Magnoliopsida; Gentianales; Rubiaceae. Gene Ontology annotation, cellular component: chloroplast. Bases 81 to 584 code for a protein of 167 amino acids.